Molecule: messenger RNA, 496 nt
Organism: Caenorhabditis auriculariae
Lineage: Eukaryota; Metazoa; Nematoda; Chromadorea; Rhabditida; Rhabditidae
Source: the annotation of a GenBank genome assembly
AUGUAUCUUCUCCGGGUGUUCCCCCCCACGAAAACUUCUUUCCAAGAAAGCAUUUGUGUGCAUCAUCCUCGGAACAAGAGCCAAAUUGUGUUUUUGGCCCCCCUUCUUCUCGCGAUUCGUUUCCGCCGUCCCGUUUUUUUCCCCCCGUUUUUCUCGCCAUCCUCAGGCUCAGAAGCCUGCCAGCCUCCAGAGAGCCCGCGACGAAAUUGAACGUAAAAAGCAGAGGGGGAGGGAGAAAGCAGAGGGGAAAGAAAAAACGGCUAGAGGCUUCUUACUGCUUCGUCUUCGGGAGUUGCUGCAGCUCCGCCGCCGCCGCCUGUCGCUAUCGAUUGCGCCUUGGCUGCCGACGGAGCUGGAGGAGCUCGAGGAGCCACCUACUGCCGGCCACGCCCAUUUUUCUAGCUCUCUCUCUCUCUCCCUCGUCGUCGUCGUCGUGUCCUAUGAGGCGAAAAAAACGCCUUUGAACCUGCCGAACUUUCGGAUUGCUUUGUUGUGA